This is a messenger RNA of Puntigrus tetrazona (Sumatra barb), 897 nucleotides long. Its product is annotated as chemokine-like factor. Gene Ontology annotation, cellular component: membrane. NCBI's taxonomy places the organism in Eukaryota, Metazoa, Chordata, Actinopteri, Cypriniformes, Cyprinidae. The record is from RefSeq and is a predicted model, not a curated record. Bases 214 to 639 code for a protein of 141 amino acids. The transcript is spliced from 4 exons.
UGUCUGAAUGUACAGGCUGCCGUAAACAGAUUGCACUGCUGAAAACUGUGUUGAGUUCAACUGUCAAAAGAAGUGUGGUCAUUUCCUGAGACUAAAAAACAACACUCUCUCAGGAAGUAAUGUGUCAAGUUCCACAAACUGUUAUGAGAACAACUCAUCGGCACAAAUCAUCAUGUUUUUUUAAGUUUAUACAAAAAUCGUAUUAAUGCUACGAUGGAAGUUGAUCUGGCUUUGCUAAAGUCCAAAAGGGGUCUACUAAAAAUAUCAGAAAUGGUGUGUGUUUUUGCGGCUUUUGUAUGUUAUGCAGUGGCAUCCAGGCCGGCCUACAUUGCAGUAACAUGCAUGGAGUUUUUCCUCACACUUGGUUUAUUUCUACUCUACCUACUGAAACUCAACAAGAUGUUCACUCUCUUCUUCUGGCCCCUUAUCGAUGUGUUCAACUCAUUCUCUGCAGCUGCACUGAUGUGCAUUCUUAGCCUGGUAGCAGUUUCCACAUACACAGUGAAAGCCACGCUAAGCGGAGGGAUCGUGGGCUUUGUGGUUGCCGCCCUGUGGUCCCUGGAUGGCUAUAUCCUUUGCAAAAAAAUCACAUUCAACAAACUGAGAACCACCGCAGAGGCACAGACGGGGACAGCCUAAAGCUCUGCAGGACCAGCUCUCUUGCAAACUGACUUAUUUUUUAAAUAAACAAAACAAAGUUGUAAAAUACUUACAUAGCUAUAGAAAUGCAAUUUGAUUUUUAAUGAAAGGAGUUGCCGGUCUGUCCUGUGAGAGAUGCAUCACCUACAUUCUCUGUUGAGUUAGAUUUCUCCAGAUUUCUGAAAUCAAGAUAGGCUGUUACUCAUUUGUAUAUGUGUAAUAAGUGUGCAAAGAGAUGAAAUAAAAAAUGUAAAAAAA